Ectocarpus sp. CCAP 1310/34 is the source of this 801-nucleotide messenger RNA. The record is from the annotation of a GenBank genome assembly. NCBI's taxonomy places the organism in Eukaryota, Phaeophyceae, Ectocarpales, Ectocarpaceae.
GUGGAAAUGCAGUUCCAGCCGGCCCUUGAUUCAUACGUUGCCGGAGGAGGCCAGGGGGGUGAUGGGAAGGACGGGGACCUAGACAGCGCGGACGCCGAGCUGGCGCGGGCCACGCAGUGGGCGGAGCGCUGCGCCUUUCCCUUCGAGAACUUCCUACCGUUGUUGCACCUCGCGAGAAGGCGAGGCCUGCCGAUGGUCGCCUUGGGAGUCGACAGCGAGAAGGUGUUCGACGUGAUGCAGAACGGCAUGGACUCGCUCGGGGAGGACGACAGGAACGCGUACGUGUCCGACUUCAAGGGCUUCGUGACGUACGUGAGGGACAAGGGCUUCCAGGUCUACGCGGACAAACUGAUCUUCCCCUCGUACGACAGGCUCAAGGAGGCGGGGUUGUUGGGCAGCAAACCGCCGACCAAGCCCAACUUCUUCGCCGCGAGAAUCCUGGCUGACGAGGCUCUCGCUUCUAAGAGGGAAGACCACGUUAAGUUCGGCUUCGGCGCUUCGGGGAGAGCGGCAAGGAUCGCCAAGAGCCUUGGGACCGAGAUGCCGACCAAGUCCGUCCUGAUAAACCCCACCGCCGAGGGAUCGCUGUCGCAGAGCCGGUCCUUGAGGCUGGCGCUGGAGUACGCCGACGACCUCCAGAAUGGGAAGCCGCUGGCCAACUACCUUUGGUUUAGCAAGUCCCCGAAGGUCAACCAGAUCCCGCGCAUGGUCAACCCGGAGGAUAAGGGAUGGCUCGAGAGGAUCAACCUGUACGACCUGAAGGGGGCGGCACCCUCGUAGUGUUGGAGGGAGAAGCGUCUG